UAUAAUUGGACAACUGAGGGGUGGGGGUGGACGUGGUAUACUUGGACAGAUGGGUGGUGGUGGACGUGGUAUACUUGGACAGAGGGGUGGCGGUGGACGUGGAAUACUGGGACAGAGGGGGUGGCGGUGGAUGUGAUAUACUUGGACAGAGGGUGGCGGUGGACGUGGUAUACUUGGACAGAGGGGGGUGGCGGUGGAGUGGUAUACUUGGACAGAGGGGUGGCUGUGGACGUGGUAUACUUGGACAGAGGGUGGUGGUUGACGUGGUAUACUUGGACAGAGGUGUGGCGGUGGACAUGGUAUACUUGGACAGAGGGGUGGUGGGGGGUGUGGUAUACUUGGACAGAGGGGUGUUGGUGGACGUGGUAUACUUGGACAGAGGGGUGUUGGUGGACGUGGUAUACUUGGACAGAGGGGUGUUGGUGGACGUGGUAUACUUGGACAGAGGGGUGGUGGUGGACGUGGUAUACUUGGACAGAGGGGUGGUGGUGGACGUGGUAUACUUGGACAGAGGGGUGUUGGUGGACGUGGUAUACUUGGAGAGGGGUGGCGGUGGACGUGGUACACUUGGACAGAGGGGUGGCAGUGGGGACGUGGUAUACUUGGACAGAGGGGUGGCGGUGGACGUGGUAUACUUGGACAGAGGGGUGGCGGUGGACGUGGUAUACUUGGACAGAGGGGUGGUGGUGGACGUGGUAUACUACUGGACACAGUUCCCCACACACGGCUAAUAUGUAAGAGAGUAGUGGUUAAUGAUUUCAUACUCUGAAUGGUCUGGGGGGUGUCAGUGG
This is a messenger RNA of Staurois parvus, 791 nucleotides long. Lineage: Eukaryota; Metazoa; Chordata; Amphibia; Anura; Ranidae. The record is from the annotation of a GenBank genome assembly.